Molecule: messenger RNA, 1581 nt
Organism: Ilyonectria robusta
Lineage: Eukaryota; Fungi; Ascomycota; Sordariomycetes; Hypocreales; Nectriaceae
Exons: 2
Coding region: 1-1581 (526 amino acids)
Biological process (GO): tRNA-type intron splice site recognition and cleavage; tRNA splicing, via endonucleolytic cleavage and ligation
Cellular component (GO): tRNA-intron endonuclease complex
Molecular function (GO): nucleic acid binding; tRNA-intron lyase activity
Source: RefSeq, a predicted model, not a curated record
AUGGCUGAGAUUCAACAAUCCACCCUAGAGCCUGGAGCAAAGUCGCCCACCUCAACCACUGCAGAGCCUCGGCCGCAGCAGCGAGGGCCUCCACUGCACCAGAUCUACGCGCGACCAGCGCCGAUCAAGACAUUCCCUCUCCCGGCGUUCUACCCGAACAACCCCAUAUCCCUCUUCCAUGUCGCAUACGCGUGGCUAGGCCAAUUAUGGUCGCCGCCCCCGGCAGAACCCUCAGUGGUUCAUGAGGGUGUCUGGUCACCCGCAACAUGCUCAGUCCACAUCCUGGAUGAAAACUCUACCCGUGCCUUUUGGGAGCAAGGCUUCUAUGGGAAAGGAAAUCUUAGUCGAAGUGAACCCAACUGGCUGAAACGGGAGAAGGUUCGGCGAGGACUUCAAGAGGCGCACGUCAGUGAGAUUCUGACGGUUGAGAGGCGCCAGGAGCGUAUCCGAGCCAAAUGGGAGCGGGCUCGCCUUGAGCAGGAAGCCAUUCAGAAGACGAGAUUGAAGGAGGCUGAGGAAUCCAAAUCCCAAGCUGAGCUCAAGACGUCUGACCUGACAAGGGAGUCGGCCCCCGAGCCAGCUCUUGAUUCACCAGUUAGCCCGGGGAAGCUGCUGGCUCUGCCAAACUCAUCGGCAGACCUCCCGAAUGGUCGUCCUCUCAGCGAGGUGACAACUGACGGCGAGGGCAAGUUGCGUCUCGACACUGCUAUGGGCGCUGCGGUUUCCCAUGGAUCUAAUGGGAUAGACUUCGAGGUGUCUCCAGUUGCCGUCUCUACUCCUGGUAGUGCGCGUAUGACGAGCAAGACGAAGCAGCCCAAGCGACAGAAGAGCGUGCGCUUCUCCCCACAGGUCGAGAAGGCGGUUUUUGGAUUUGCCGAUCCGCCUAGCCCCUACCGUCACUCACCGUUGGCCAACGGUGGUGAGCCUUUGGCAACUCUGGAUGAAGAUGUGGCCAAGUCGGCUCAUAUGACUCCAGUGGUUGAAACAAUUCACUUCCCACUCCUCAACAAGGAGCACCUCCAAAUGAUGCCAGAGGAAGCAUUCUUCCUGAGCUUUGGCCUUGGUGUUCUAACAGUGAAUGACCAGGGUGGGACGCCGCUGCCCCCAAUGGAGCUCUUCACGCUGUUUCGGCAGUAUUCUUACUUCCCUCCCCGAGUUGAGCCGGAACAACCCGCACUGCAGCCUGAUGACAACUUUCUGGUACAUUACUCGGUGUAUCAUCACUUUCGGUCAUUGGGCUGGGUGCCACGUGGAGGCAUCAAGUUUGGUGUCGACUGGCUUCUGUACACCCGAGGCCCUGUGUUCGAUCACGCCGAGUUCGGCCUCAUAGUCAUUCCAUCGUACUCUGACCCCCUGUGGAAAGAGUCUAAGAAAGAGAACCUGCAAAAGUCGUGGCAGUGGCUCCACGCAACCGUUCGAGUUCUCUCUCACGUCACCAAAAGCUUGGUACUGGUUUAUGUGGAUGUACCACCCCCAUCAAAGUUUGAUGAAGCGUUGGAAAAGGGAUUUGCCAAUGUGUUUGAGCUGUACAAAGUUAGAGAAGUGAUGGUGAAGCGAUGGUCGAGCAACCGGAACAGGUAG